Messenger RNA from Plenodomus lingam JN3, 1857 nucleotides. RefSeq lists its product as uncharacterized. The record is from RefSeq and is a predicted model, not a curated record. Lineage: Eukaryota; Fungi; Ascomycota; Dothideomycetes; Pleosporales; Leptosphaeriaceae. Gene Ontology annotation, molecular function: ATP binding; metal ion binding.
AUGCUGGCGCACCUGGAUUGGAGCAACGAUGACGUUGAGACGAAAACCUGCAUUCCGAUGCCUGAGCAGCUAGCGAUGGGGAAACGCAACCGUUCGCCUAGUCAAGCGGGGCGAUCUGGGAUGCAUUGUCCGCGCGACUACCCAGCCGUCCCAGUCGAUACUGGCUUCUUGCCCCGUUGCGAAAGCGUGAAGAAGCCGCUCGAGUGGUGCGAGACAGAUAGUCCCGACUCCCGAAGUCACGUUUCGCCUCUCUCAACAACAAAUAUCAGCAACAACGAUACUCGGAUGAUAGAAGGGAUGAAGGAAGUAGGGAGUAAGGUGCCGUUCUACUAUCAACACUUCUGGAAGAACGUCUUGUUACUAGCCUUGAGUGUAUUCUGCGCUCCCCUUUCGGCUGCGGUCUGCCUGAUCAGCGUUGCCGCCACCAAGCUUCACGGCCAGCGUAACAUCACCUUCUCAAAGGAAGAUAAGCAGCAUGGCGCAGCUGUCCAGCAAAGAAAGACUAUCCUCGUGACUGGGGUAUCCAUGACAAAGGGUCUGGCAAUUGCACGAAAUCUCUCUCAACAUACACCUCACCGCAUCAUUGGCGCUGAUGUCUCGGCCUUGUCACCAGGACGCUUCUCCAACGCUAUUGUGAAGUACCAUCGUCUGGAUAGCCCAAGUGGCGAUGACGUCGAACCAUAUAUCGACUCUAUACUCGACGUGAUUCAUAGCGAAAAGGUCAAUUUAUGGAUCUCAUGCUCGAGUGUUGUAGCAGCCGUGGAGGACGGACAGGUUGUACGGCUCGCCGAGAAACAAGCAAAGAGUGAGGGACGACGAUUCGAAGCCAUUCAGUUCCGCGAAGAUGUUGUGGAGAAGCUCCACGAAAAGGACAAGUUCAUCGAGUACAUUGACUCGCUACGGCUCCCGGUCCCAGAGUCCCACCGCUGUACCAACCCACAGGAAGCCCUCGACGUACUGAUGCGCGAACUGCAUCGAACACCUACCAAACCCAAUUCAACAUCAUCCGCAAGGAAGAGCAGUUCAGCGCUGAGAAAGCAGUUCAUCAUGAAACCCAUUGGUGUAGAUGACAAGGCGAGAAACAACAUGAUGAAACUUCUCCCAUUUCCAAGCACCGAAGCAACAACAAAGUACAUUCGAUCUCUCGGCAUCUCCGAGGCAAACCCCUUCCAAAUGCAGCAGUUCAUCCAGGGCAAGGAAUACUGCACGCACGCGCUCGUCAUCAGAGGUAAAGUCGCUGCCUUCACCAGCUGCCCGUCCCUAGAACUACUCAUGCAUUACGAGCCGCUCCCCACGCACUCAGAACUCAGUAAAGCGAUGCUCCACUUCACCCAGCGCGUAUGUGCAGACGGCGGAGAGAAAUUCACAGGACAUGUCAGUUUCGACUUUCUCGUCCAAAACGAUCAAGAUGUGAAACUGUACCCUAUUGAGUGUAAUCCGCGUGCGCACACCGCAGUUGUUUUAUUCGAGCAGACUGCCGAAAUGGCAGAUGCCUAUCUUUCCCUCUUCAAUGACGCCUCAUCUUCAUUGCCGCAAAAGUCAUCGCCACCCAUCAUCUUCCCGAGAACGCCAACACACAGCUACUACUGGCUUGGCCACGAUAUCGUCACCUUAGGCAUCCUGCCCAUCUUGGAUACGUUGUUUCACCAGGGAUCUUGCGAAGAUGUCAUUACGGGGCUGAUGGCUUUGUGGCGCCAUUGGAUCUAUUGGAAAGACGGCACGUUUAAGCUGGAAGACCCUUGGCCAUUCUUUGCGCUGUAUCACGUUUACUGGCCCGUGAGGUUUUUAGAGUCGCUGGUGAGGGGGCGGAAGUGGAGUCGGAUUAAUCUUAGUACAACAAAGAUGUUCUUAGAUUAG